CACUCCCACUCUGUACUCUCAGCCAGCACCGCACUCUGCACGUAUUACUCCCUCGCAGGAAAACGAUGGCAAACACCAGGAAGCAGCUUCUGGAUUUACUAAAACUGCCGGAGAACUCUGAGUGUGCGGACUGCGGAGAGCCAGAUCCGGAGUGGGUAUCGUGCACGCUCGGGGUUUUCAUCUGCUUGCAGUGCUCUGGAAUUCACAGAAGCCCGUCAAUUGGAAAAGUGAAGUCUGUGCAGUUAGAUAACUGGGAAGACGACACCGUUCAGUUUCUGAAAGAGCAUGGGAAUAAGAAAGCAAAAGAAAAGUACGAAGCCUUUGUGCCUCCUUUUUACUACAGGCCACGAGCCAGGGAUUGCAUGGUCUUGAAGGAACAGUGGAUAAAAGCAAAAUAUGAACGCGAAGAAUUCACAUCCGACGAAGAGUCUCCCUAUACGACAGGACAUAAAGAGGGAAACCUGUGGAAGAAAGGGCGCGAUCGUAAACAGUUUCUGGAGCGGCGUUUUGUCUUCUCCGGGAGAGAAAAAGUCCUUAAAUAUUACAUUAAUAACCAUGCAGACCCUAAAGGAACAAUUCCUAUCCAGAGCCUAAAUGCCACAUUUCAGGCUGAGAAGAUCGGACAUGCCCAUGGACUGGAGAUCACAUAUAUAAAGGACGAGCAGACCAGGAACUUAUUUGUGUACCAUGAUGAAGGACAGGAAAUAGUGACCUGGUUCAACGUGCUACGGGCGGCUCGAUUCACUUACCUGAAGGGAGCGUUUCCGGCAGUCCCAGAGGAAGAGCUCAUCCCGCGGAUUACACGAAAUUAUUCCAAAGCUGGAUACAUGGAGAAAACCGGUCCCAGGCAAAGGGAAGCUUUCAGGAAGCGAUGGUUUAACUUGGAUUCUGAGGAGCGAAAACUGCUUUACUACAAGAAACCUUUGGAUGCCUUUCCACAAGGAGGAAUCUUUUUAGGAAGUAAGGAACAAGGAUACCGGGUCUUAGAAGGUUUACCUGAAGGUACAAAGGGAAAUAAGAGGGAUGCUGUGAUCAUCAUCAAAACACCAGACAGGGAAUUUAAAUUGACUUGCGAGAACACCACAGAUCAGAAAGAGUGGCUGAAGGCUCUGACCCAAGUCAUAUCCCGGCCAACGACCGCACAGGACAUGGAUGAGGAGAAACGCUUCCGAAAAACGCAUCACAAAUAGAUUAGAUGGGAAACUUCAGACAAGAAAUCUAAGGUUCCCGUGUAAAUUAGGCCUUUAUUUAACAAUUAACAGCUGCAUGGACUGGGCCGAUAUAUACUGGAGAGAAGACGUUUACACCACAUGGAGCAAUAAUCACCGAGCCUGCCCAAAGGCACAGAACUAGGAAUACCCGGCCACGGCAGAGACUGUGUAAUUCCGCAUAGCAUCGAGACACUAAACGUGGCCUUACAGGUUGGGCUCUCUUAACGGGACGGCACUGUGA
Molecule: messenger RNA, 1452 nt
Organism: Spea bombifrons (plains spadefoot toad)
Lineage: Eukaryota; Metazoa; Chordata; Amphibia; Anura; Pelobatidae
Gene: ADAP2
Product: ArfGAP with dual PH domains 2
Exons: 11
Coding region: 66-1190 (374 amino acids)
Biological process (GO): positive regulation of GTPase activity
Cellular component (GO): intracellular membrane-bounded organelle; plasma membrane
Molecular function (GO): phosphatidylinositol bisphosphate binding; GTPase activator activity
Source: RefSeq, a predicted model, not a curated record